CACUGGUGGGCAGCACUGGUGGGUGGGCACAGGUGGGUGGCACUGGUGGGCACAGGUGGGUGGCACUGCUGGGCACAGGUAGGUGGCACUUCUGGGCACAGGUGUGUGACACUGCAGAGUGGCACAGGUGGGUGCACUGCUGGGCACAGGUGGGUGCACUGCUGGGCACAGGUGGGUGAUCUGCUGGGCACAGGUGGGCGGAGCUAGUGGGCGCACUGCAGGGCACAGGUGGGCGGAACUUGCGGGUGGCACUGCUGGGCACCGAUCAUCAGGGCACUGAUCAUCAGUGCCCUGAUGAUCGCGUGUCAUUGGACACCGCUGAUCACGUGGUA
This is a messenger RNA of Staurois parvus, 332 nucleotides long. The record is from the annotation of a GenBank genome assembly. NCBI's taxonomy places the organism in Eukaryota, Metazoa, Chordata, Amphibia, Anura, Ranidae.